This is a messenger RNA of Pterocles gutturalis (yellow-throated sandgrouse), 2421 nucleotides long. Its product is annotated as TBC1 domain family member 12-like. The transcript has 14 exons. Lineage: Eukaryota; Metazoa; Chordata; Aves; Pterocliformes; Pteroclidae. The record is from RefSeq and is a predicted model, not a curated record. Bases 1 to 1551 code for a protein of 516 amino acids.
AUGCUUGCUUGCUUACUGGGCUGGAAGAACAGCUGGGAGACCUCCACAGAAGCAGAGAGGUGUACUGGUGCACCAACAGCUUCUGUGUGGGCUUUCGAAACCAUCUUUAAAGACACCGUCUCUUUCAUCAGAAACUUUUUCACUAAAAGGACAAAGGAACUCAAACCUGCUGUCCAAAGUGCUCCUGGUUGGAAGUUGUUUGGAAAAGUCCCACCCAGGGAAAACCUUCCGAAAGAUUCCAAAAUUAUUCAGCAGGAUGACAGUUCUGGCAGUCUUGCAUCAAUAUCUACUCUCAGUCUAUUAAACACAGGGGAAUAUGAAGCACGGACAGGAAGAAUGUAUAAACCUCCACCCCCAUCAGCAAGACGUAAAAAUAUUGAAUUUGAACCACUUUCAACUACUGCUUUGAUUCUUGAGGAUCGACCAGCAAAUCUUCCUGCCAAAUCAGUGGAGGAGGCUUUACGUCAUCGACAAGAAUACGAUGAAAUGGUGGCAGAGGCAAAAAAGCGAGAAAUUAAAGAAGCACAUAAAAGGAAAAAAAUAAUGAGAGAGCGUUUCAAGCAAGAAGAGAAUAUUGCUAGUGCUAUGGUGAUUUGGGUCAAUGAAAUACUACCUAACUGGGAAGGCAUGCGUGCUACCCGAAGAGUUCGAGAGCUGUGGUGGCAGGGAUUACCCCCAAGUGUACGUGGGAAGGUUUGGAGUCUAGCUGUGGGAAACGAAUUAAAUAUCACUCCUGAACUGUAUGAAAUCUUCUUGUCAAGAGCUAAGGAACGAUGGAGAAGCUUCAGUGAGACAAGUUCUGAGAAUGACAUAGAAGAUGCAGGUGCAUCUGUUGCUGAUCGUGAGGCCAGUCUGGAGCUAAUUAAGUUGGAUAUAUCACGCACAUUUCCAUCCCUGUAUAUUUUCCAGAAGGGUGGUCCUUACCAUGAUCUCCUGCAUAGUGUUUUAGGAGCAUAUACAUGUUACAGACCAGAUGUGGGAUAUGUACAAGGGAUGUCCUUCAUUGCUGCUGUGCUCAUUCUCAAUCUGGAAGAGGCAGAUGCUUUCAUUGCCUUUGCUAACCUCCUAAACAAGCCAUGCCAGCUGGCCUUUUUCCGUGUGGAUCACAGCAUGAUGUUGAAGUACUUCGCAGCCUUUGAAGUAUUCUUUGAAGAAAAUCUUCCCAAAUUGUUUCUUCAUUUCAAAUCAUACAGUCUUACUCCAGACAUAUAUUUGAUAGACUGGAUUUUUACACUCUACAGCAAGUCAUUACCACUUGAUCUGGCCUGUCGUGUCUGGGACGUUUUCUGUAGAGAUGGAGAAGAAUUUUUGUUUAGGACAGGGUUAGGAAUCCUUCGGUUAUAUGAAGAUAUUCUCCUACAGAUGGACUUUAUUCAUAUAGCACAGUUUCUAACAAAACUUCCAGACGACAUUACAUCAGAAAAGCUUUUUAGUUGUAUUGCAGCUAUUCAGAUGCAGAAUAGUAACAAAAAAUGGGCACAGGUGUUUGCAUCACUGAUGAAGGACAACAAAGAAGGGGACAAGAACCAUAGCCCAGCACUGAAAAGCUAAUCAUCAUAAUGUUGAGGUCAAUUGAAAAUGUGGAAAACCACUUGAUGACAAAGAAGUUUUCACAUCACUUCUAUGUGGAAAAGCACUAUAGAAAAUGUGAAAAUGAGAUGGAAAAAUGACACAGCUCUCAGUGGAGUAAUGAACUGAUGAAAUCUUCAACCUUUUGCCAGUAUUAGCUUUUGUCGUGGGAAGAUUUGUUUUCACACAGAAUACUAAAACCUAUGAAACUGAGAAGUGGGGGAGUUCAUAUUUAAUACUUUAAAAGAAUCAGCUCAAUGCAAUAAACAUUUGUAAUAACUUCUGUUGGUACUUUAAAAAAAAUUUUAAGGCAUAACUUUUUUUACGAAUACCACAAAGGCACUUUUUUGAGGGGAUGAGGGAAAUGCUAAAUCUUAGGGCCCCAAAACUGCUAUCCAAACCAAAUGCUUUGGUACAAAUAUUACCUCCAAAAUUAACCAUUUGAAAGUACUGAGGACCAAAUAAGGUUGUUUGGUAUGUUUAUGUGCAAGAUGGUUAAAAUUUGGGAAGCGACAUUGUCUUGGUGUGUUUUUUAAGUUGCAGCUUCAUUCUUCAGUUGGGGCAAAUGUAAUUUAACUCAGGAAAUGUGGAAGUAUUGCGCCCAAACCUGUUAGAGCAAAAAUAUCUGAAUUCUAAACAGGGGUAAGAUCAAGGCUAUUGUUUUUGUCGCAUACAGCUUUCAAAGUGAGUGAUGUUAAGCAUUUGUUUUGGUGCAUUGGUCGUGCAGCUUCUUAAAAAUGGAGUGGGUAUUCUGUGAAAGGGUUUUGCCACCAGAAGUUUUACUUUGAGCCAUUUCCAACUAAGAAGUACUUGUAUGCAAUUGUGAACACUAGAAACUGUGACAAAGCUAUC